AUGGCGUCCCUGAAACUUCCCAUCUGCUUAGAGCCCUUCGAUUCCGAAAGAUCAAGUCUUUCCAAAAACCCACUUCAGUUCCCAGCUAAUUGCUCACUCUUCUACGUGACCAGCUUCAAUAGAGCUUCUACUACCGCUUCGUCGAGUAGAUUCACUCCUUCCAGAGCUCCCCAAAUCGGGACUGAAUUGCAGGAUAAGGUGAAGGAGAGUGUUCAUAAUCGUGCAGUUGGGAAAGGAAUCAAAGGAAGGAGGAAACAUGUUGGGUUUAGUCCUGAUUCUAAGAGGAAUCAUGGCAAGCAGGAAAAGUAUGAUCUUUUUGUGUAUGAUGAUGGGCUGGAUGUUAAUUACAGUGUUGUUCAGUCUGAUUUGAGCUUAGAAAGCUGCAAUUUCGUUCUCAAAAGGCUGGAGAAAGAGAGCACCGACGACAAAACUCUGCAUUUCUUCGAAUGGAUGAGGAAGAACAAGAAGCUGGAGUAUAAUCAGUCUGCUUACAAUCUAGUCCUCCGAGUUUUCACCAAAAGGAGAGAUUGGCAAGCUGCAUCAACCACAAUCAAGGAAGCCACUGAUCAAUGUGGGUCCCACCUCGAUUUCCGGCUAUUCAACACACUCAUCUAUGCUUGUUGCAAGCAAGGCAAUGUCGAAUUGGGCAGCAAAUGGUUCAAGAUGAUGCUGGAGCUUCAAAUUCGGCCUAACAUUGCCACGUUUGGAAUGCUCAUGGGGCUUUAUCAGAAGGGUUGGAAUGUUAGAGAGGCAGAGUUUGUGUUCAACCAAAUGAGAAGCUUUGGUAUCAAAUGUGAGUCUGCUUACUCUUCCAUGAUCACAAUUUAUACUCGUUUGAGCUUGUACGAUAAAGCGGAAGAAGUUAUCUAUUUCAUGAUGAAGGAAGACAAUGUGGUGAUGAAUUUGGAGAACUGGUUGGUGGUGAUCAAUGCUUAUAGUCAAAGAGGAAAGUUGGAAGAAGCUGAACGGAUGUUUGAAUCGAUGCAGGAAGCUGGUUUUCCUCCUAAUGUGAUUGCAUAUAACACGUUGAUAACUGGGUACGGGAAAGUGUCUGACAUGGUUGCUACUCAACGCCUGUUUUCAGCUAUUGAAGAUGUAGGGUUACAGCCCGAUGAGACCACCUAUCGGUCCAUGAUUGAAGGAUGGGGUCGAAUGGGGAACUAUGAAGAGACAAAAUGGUAUUACAAUGAGCUGAAGAGAUUGGGCUUCAGGCCUAACUCGUCAAAUUUGUACACCUUGAUCAAUCUGCAGGCUGCACAUGGCGAUGAAGCAGGAGCAAUUAGAACUCUGGACGAGAUGCUGGAGAUGAGAUGUCAGCAUUCCUCGAUCAUUGGCACUGUGCUGAAAGCAUAUGAGAGAGUAGGAAGGAUGAACAGAGUCCCCAUUCUUCUGCAUUCCUCAUUUUAUCAGCAUAUUAUGGUAAACCAAACUUCUUGUUCUAUCGUUGUAAUGGCUUAUGUGAAGAACAAUAUGGUGGAUGAAGCCAUGAAAGUGUUAAGAGAGAAGAGGUGGAAGGAUGGGGUUUUUGAGGAUAACUUGUAUCAUUUGCUGAUUUGCUCUUGCAAGGAGCUGGGGAAUCUUGAGAAUGCUGUUGAGAUAUAUACACUGAUGCCUAAAUCUGAUCUCAAUCAGCCAAACUUGCACAUUUCUUGCACCAUGAUUGAUAUUUACACCACAAUGGGUCGGUUUGAUGAAGGAGAAGAGCUUUAUCUGAAGAUGAAAUCUUCAGGAAUUGCCAUGGAUCUGAUUGCAUUCAACAUUGUUGUGAGGAUGUAUGUGAAAUCUGGGUCCUUAAAACAAGCUUGUGAUGUUCUGGAAUCAAUGGAGAAACAAAAGGAUGUAGUUCCAGAUGUUUAUCUUUACCUAGACAUGCUGCGAAUCUACCAACGAACUGGCUUGUCGAGCAAGUUAAAAGAUCUGUACUACAACCUUUUGAAAAGUGAUAUCGUUUGGGACCAGGAGCUUUACAACUGCGUCAUAAACUGCUGUGCCAAUGCUCUACCAGUCGAUGAGCUUUCCAGGCUCUUCAACGAGAUGAUUCGCCAAGGCUUUGUUCCUAACACCGUUACCUUCAAUGUUAUGCUCAAUAUUUAUGGAAGAUCAGGGCAGUUUGAAAAGGCCGAGGAGAUGCUGCAAAUGGCAAGGAAACGAGGUCUGGUUGAUGCCAUCUCUUACAAUACCAUCAUUGCUGCUUAUGGCCGCAGUAAAGACUUCAAGAAGAUGGCUGCAACAGUACGGACAAUGCAGCUUGACGGGUUCUCAGUUUCCCUUGAAGCAUUCAACUCCAUGCUGGAUGCAUACGGGAAAGAAGGUCAGACUGAGAGCUUUCAGAGUGUGUUGCAAAGGAUGAAAGAAUCGAGCUGCUCAUUAGAUGCUUACACUUACAACAUUAUGUUGAACGUUUAUGGAGAACGAGGAUGGAUCGAUGAAGUUGAAGGAGUUCUGACCGAACUAAGACAAUGCGGACUCAGACCAGAUAUAUGUAGCUACAACACUUUGAUUAAGGCUUAUGGGGUUGCUGGAAUGGUUGAGAAUGCAGUCAGUUUGGUGAAGGAGAUGAGGGACAAUGGGGUAGAACCUAAUAAGAUUACAUACACUAACUUGAUUGCUGCAUUGCAGAAGAAUGAUAAGUAUUUGGAGUCUGUCAAAUGGUCUUUGUGGAUGAAGCAGAUGGGGCUGUGA
This is a messenger RNA of Linum tenue, 2682 nucleotides long. Lineage: Eukaryota; Viridiplantae; Streptophyta; Magnoliopsida; Malpighiales; Linaceae. The record is from the annotation of a GenBank genome assembly.